Messenger RNA from Colletotrichum truncatum, 597 nucleotides. RefSeq names its product nudix domain-containing protein. Gene Ontology annotation, biological process: AMP biosynthetic process; ATP biosynthetic process. Gene Ontology annotation, molecular function: bis(5'-nucleosyl)-tetraphosphatase (asymmetrical) activity. The record is from RefSeq and is a predicted model, not a curated record. Lineage: Eukaryota; Fungi; Ascomycota; Sordariomycetes; Glomerellales; Glomerellaceae.
AUGGCUCCCUCAGCUCUGCCAGAUGAGCCCCAGAUGUACGCCCCAACCGUAUCCGAGAUGGCACGCGGCCGGCGCUUCUACCCCUCCCACAAGUUCAUCACUAGCUGUGGUACAGUCACAGUUGACUUGUACGCACGACGCGUACUACUCGUGUACAACAGACGACAUCACAUCUAUCAGCUGCCAAAAGGGCGUAAGAACAUUGGCGAGGGUCUGAUGGCUGCGGCACUGCGUGAAACCCGCGAGGAGACAGGCGUUGCUGUGACUCCUAUCGUCCUGCGGAUUCGGACGAGGGCAACGCCUGCCAAUGCGCCAUCCGGUGCACCAGAUAUCACCGAAGACAACGAAAACAUGGAGCCGGUUGCUGUUUGUCACUAUCCAGAUCCCAACUCUGGUGCGAUGAAGAUGGUGUUCUACUUCGUUGCGGAAGGAACAUGUGGACUUACGCCUGAUGGGUGGACCGGGCUGGAUCGAGUCAAGUUUAACGUUGUCUGGGUUGGUGUUGCGGAGGCGGCGGGCAAGUUAGCGUUUAAAGAGGAUGGAAUGGUUGUCGAAAAGGCAUUGGAGGAUCUGAGGAUCUCUGGAUAUGAUAUCUGA